Grammomys surdaster is the source of this 6560-nucleotide messenger RNA. It is a transcript of the gene Adgrg6, whose product is annotated as adhesion G protein-coupled receptor G6. Gene Ontology annotation, molecular function: G protein-coupled receptor activity; laminin binding. The record is from RefSeq and is a predicted model, not a curated record. Gene Ontology annotation, biological process: adenylate cyclase-activating G protein-coupled receptor signaling pathway; heart trabecula formation; cell surface receptor signaling pathway. Gene Ontology annotation, cellular component: membrane. Bases 124 to 3906 code for a protein of 1260 amino acids. NCBI's taxonomy places the organism in Eukaryota, Metazoa, Chordata, Mammalia, Rodentia, Muridae. The transcript has 25 exons.
UGCCGGGAAACCCUAUGAACUCUCCAGAAAGGGCGUGACGAAGGGUCCUGUGGGGCGCGGUCCCGAAAGCCCCGGUCCCUUUCGGUGGAGCUCGCGGGCAGCAAAGCAGAGGAGCGCUGGAGGAUGAGCGUGCGGCCUCUGGGAACCUCCACACGGAUGUUUGACACACAGGGGAGAAGUCAUUGCUGUCGUUGGAGACAGAAGCCAAGUGCCCUGCUGUUCCUGCUUGCUUUCUGUGUUACCUGUGCUCCUCUCUCAGUGUGGGGAUGUGGCAAGUGCAGACUUGUCCUGUCCAACCCUUCUGGUACCUUUACUUCUCCGUGUUACCCUAACGACUACCCUAACACCCAGUCUUGCUCAUGGACCCUCCGAGCCCCUACUGGCUACAUCAUUCAGAUAACAUUCAAUGACUUCGACAUUGAAGAAGCUCCCAACUGCAUCUAUGACUCACUAUCCCUUGAUAAUGGAGAGAGCCAGACAAAAUUCUGUGGAGCAACUGCCAAAGGCCUGUCAUUUAACUCAAGCGUGAAUGAGAUGCAUGUGUCUUUUUCAAGUGACUUUAGUAUCCAGAAGAAAGGCUUCAACGCCAGCUACAUCAGAGUUGCUGUGUCCUUGAGGAAUCAAAAGGUCAUUUUGCCCCAGACAUUAGAUGCUUAUCAGGUAUCAGUUGCAAAAAGCAUCUCCAUUCCUGAGCUCAAAGCUUUCACGCUCUGCUUUGAAGCUUCCAAAGUUGGCAAUGAAGACGAUGAUUGGACAGCUUUCUCCUACUCAGAUGAGUCCCUUACACAGUUGCUCAGUCUUGAAAAGGUCAACAAUGGCUACUUUCUGUCCAUUUCUGGCUCAAGAUGUUUGUUGAACAAUGCAUUACCUGUGAAGGAAAAAGAGGACAUCUUCACAGAAAGCUUUGAGCAGCUCUGCCUUGUGUGGAACAAUUCUUGGGGCUCCAUUGGUAUAAAUUACAAGAAGAACUAUGAAACAGUGCCAUGUGAUUCCACCAUCACUACUGUCAUACCCAAGGAUGGGACAUUUCUUUUGGGCUCCUACAGAGAUGAGAUCGCCUCUCUAAAGGGCAGCAUCUAUAACUUUCGACUUUGGAAUUUUACUAUGGAUCCAAAAGCUCUCUCUAACCUCACCUGUAGUGUGCCUGGGAAUGUCAUAGACUGGCACAAUGACUUUUGGAGCAUCUCCACCCAGGCUCUGAAAGCUGAGAGCAACCUGAGCUGUGGUUCCUACCUGAUCCCGCUUCCUGCAGCAGAGCUGACAAACUGUUCAGAUCUGGGGACUCUCUGUCAAGCUACUGUAAACCCUCCUCCUUCUAGUCCACCACCCAUUGUCACCACUAAUAUCCCCGCUACUAACAGAAUCCAUAAACAAAAGAAUGAUGGAAUAAUGUAUCGAAUAUCUGUUGUGAUUCACAACGACUUUAAUCACCCGGAAGUAAAAGUGCAGACCAAAGUAGCAGAAUGGCUCAACUCAACCUUCCAGAAUUGGAACUACACUGUUUAUGUGGUUAAUAUAAGUUUUCACCAAGACAUAGGAGAGGACAGGAUGAAAGUCAAGAGAGACAUCAUGGAUGACAACAAAAGGUUGGUGCUCUGGGCCCUUCUAGUCUACAAUGAUACCAAUAAUAGCAACCUGGAUGGAGUGAUGAUUGAAAAAAGGCUUUUAACAAACAACGCAUCACUAGAGGAUGGCCUGAGGCUGUGCAAAGUCGAUGUGAAGCCACUUGGUAUGUGUAGCACCUUGGAGGAUCCAGAGGGCUUUAGGUGGCCAGCCAUCUUACCCUCUGUCUACAAACAACCAUGUCCAAACAAGCCUGGCUUUUUUGUGACUCGCGCAUGCCUUUCUAAUGUAACAUCAACCUUCUGGGGCCCUGUUGAUGCCUCCAACUGUUCAAGACAAUCAAAUGAAGUGGCCAAUGAAAUUUUAGACUUAACUGGUGAUGGGCAGAACCUAACGUCGGCUAAUAUCAACAGCAUUGUAGAACAGGUCAAACGGAUCGUGAACAAAGAAGAAAACAUUGACAUAUCCCUUGGCUCAACUCUAAUGAAUAUAUUUUCUAAUAUCUUAAGCAGUUCAGAUAGUGAUUUGCUUGAGUCCUCUACUGAAGCUUUAAAAACAAUUGAUGAGCUAGCCUUCAAAAUAGACCUGAAUAGCACCCCACACGUGAAUAUUGAAACACAGAAUUUGGCCCUUGGAGUCUCAUCCCUGAUGCCAGGAACAAAUGCACCUUCCAAUUUUAGCAUUGGCCUUCCAAGCAAUAAUGAAUCGUAUUUCCAGAUGGACUUUGAGAACAGACAGGCAGAUCCAUUGGCGUCUGUAAUUUUGCCUCCAAAUCUGCUUGAGAAUUUAAGUCCUGAGGAUUCUGUAUUGGUCAGAAGAGCACAGUUUACUUUCUUCAACAAAACUGGCCUUUUCCAGGAUGUUGGAUCUCAAAGAAAAAUCCUAGUGAGUUAUGUGAUGGCAUGUAGCAUUGGAAACAUUACUAUCCAGAAUCUGAAAGAUCCAGUUCAAAUCAAAAUCAAACACACCAGAACACAGGAAGUGCAUCAUCCUAUCUGUGCCUUCUGGGAUCUGAACAAAAACAAAAGUUUCGGGGGAUGGAACACCUCUGGAUGUGUUGCCCACUCUGAUUCAGAUGCUGGCGAGACUAUCUGUCUGUGUAACCACUUCACUCACUUUGGAGUUCUGAUGGAUCUUCCAAGGAGUGCCUCACAAAUAGAUGGAAGGAACACAAAAGUCCUCACGUUCAUUACCUAUAUUGGGUGUGGAAUAUCUGCCAUCUUCUCAGCUGCAACUCUCCUAACAUAUGUUGCUUUCGAGAAGCUGCGCAGGGAUUAUCCCUCCAAAAUCCUGAUGAACUUGAGUUCAGCCCUGCUCUUCCUGAACCUCAUCUUCCUCCUGGAUGGCUGGAUCACUUCCUUUGGUGUAGCUGGGCUCUGCACAGCGGUGGCUGCCCUGUUGCACUUCUUCCUCCUGGCUACCUUCACCUGGAUGGGGCUGGAAGCCAUCCACAUGUACAUUGCUCUCGUGAAAGUGUUUAACACUUACAUCCACCGGUAUAUUCUAAAAUUCUGCAUCAUUGGUUGGGGUCUGCCAGCCUUGGUGGUGUCAAUUAUUCUAGUGAGCAGAAACCAAAAUGAAGUGUAUGGAAAAGAAAGUUAUGGGAAAGAUCAGGAUGAUGAGUUCUGCUGGAUUCAGGAUCCUGUGGUAUUUUAUGUGAGCUGUGCCGGGUACUUCGGAAUCAUGUUCUUCCUGAAUGUUGCCAUGUUCAUUGUGGUCAUGGUACAGAUCUGUGGGAGGAAUGGAAAGAGAAGCAACCGGACCCUGAGAGAAGAAGUUUUAAGAAACCUACGCAGUGUGAUCAGCCUGACCUUCCUGCUGGGCAUGACAUGGGGUUUUGCUUUCUUUGCCUGGGGACCCUUAAAUAUUCCUUUCAUGUACCUGUUCUCCAUCUUCAAUUCACUACAAGGUUUAUUUAUAUUCAUCUUCCACUGUGCAAUGAAGGAGAACGUUCAGAAACAGUGGAGGCGUCAUCUCUGCUGCGGCAGAUUUCGGCUAGCAGACAACUCAGAUUGGAGUAAGACAGCUACCAAUAUCAUCAAGAAAAGCUCCGAUAACCUAGGGAAAUCUUUAUCUUCAAGCUCCAUUGGCUCCAAUUCAACAUAUCUCACAUCCAAAUCAAAAUCCAGCUCCACUACCUAUUUCAAAAGAAAUAGCCACUCGGACAGCACUUCCAUGGACAAGUCCCUAUCAAAACUGACCCAUGCUGGUGGAGAACAGACAUCAAUCAUCCCCGUCCAUCAGGUUAUUGAUAAGGUCAAGGGUUACUGUAACGCUCGUUCUGAUAACUUCUAUAAAAAUAUCAUCCUGUCAGAUGCCUUCAGCCACAGCACAAAGUUUUAAUGUCAUUGAGAGGGGCAACAGAGAGAAAAGAAAACCUGUCUGGAGAAGUGUGAUACUCAACAAGCAGCGAAAGCGCCCGGGGGAUGUCAGUGUGCUGCUCCUUAGGAAACUGCAGAGCUUUGAGGACUGGCUGCAUCUUGUUAAGGGAAGCAUCUGUGAGAUGCAGAACUCAUCUGUUUUGGAAUACUUCUGUGGACAAGCUCAGUCAUCACACUUCAGAACUGAGAAUACUCUGAGCCCUGCAAGGAUACAGCAUUUUCUAGAAUGUAAUUAUAUCAGACUCAUCAGAAUGAGGGGAGAGGCAUUAAAAUUAGAGGCCAUGAGAGGAAGAACCCCAAGAAGAAGUUCGAGUUUAGAUCUAAUAUAUCACACCUCAUAGGUAGGCUCAGAUGUGGCCUGACUCUCAUAAAGACGAUGUAGAAAACACACUAAUUACUGUUUGUAGUGACUUUGGAUGCUCACGGGUUCUGUUCCAAUGCUGUUUUCUAUGAAUAUAGCAGCAUCUUUUCCCUUUUUCAGUGAAAUUUCAACCAUAAGUAGAAAAGAAUGUUUACUAUUUGACCCACAUAUUAAACAUACUUUUUUCUCUGUUUUGGCAACUAUUCAAUGUUCAUGAACAUAACUUGCUAAACAAGUAUUUCAAGAAUUUGAUCUAGUCAAUAUGUUGUGUGAAUUUCUAAUAUCUUAAGACAUGCAGCUUAAGCAUCACAUUAUCCCAUGCACAAAAAUAAAUCCAGUUGAAUGUAAAUAUGGCAUUCAAGUGGGCCUCGUGAAAUUUAAGAACAAGCACCUCUCCUGUCCCCCUUCACUGUGCAAAUAGGGCCACAGGCUCGUUCGAGGGAUGAGAAUUCCCCUUAAGCACUCUGCAUGCAAUGGGUUCUCACUGUUUAAAGAACAUGCUUUUGAGACUAUGUGGUCCUGUCCUUGUUUUAAUCAUUUUAAGACAUUCCAAAUCACAUAAACUUCAGAGGCCUCUGGCUCCCCCUAGUGACAAUUUUGUUCCAAGGAACACACAAUGAAGCAUACAGCUGUCUUGGUUAAUGAAAAUAAUCUAUAAAUAUGUAGGUCUACAACUGCUAGUCUAAAAACUGUUUGCACUGAGCCCUCCAGUCAGAGUGUAUGAGACUCUAAGGAGGGCUGGUGAGACUUAUUACUCUAGUGUAAUACGUAUGGAUCAGACUGUGGCAUGCAAGUCAUGCAUAACACAAAGCAGCUUACCUAUCUCCUAAACUAUCCUAAGCAAUGUGUGCUUGCUUGUUAACGAGGGUUGACCCCAAGUGAUGGAAUCCUAUUCACUGGCCGCAGUAAAUGCUGGCUUUAGCUUUGCUCAAGGUUCUCUGAAAAGUUUCAGAGUUUUCCAAGAUAGCACAGUGACGUCAAAGGGAGAGUUUAGCAGAGCCAGCCUGUUAGAAGGCAGAAGCCUGGACAGAACAUCUGUGCAGAAAGUAGGCCAUUCUCAGCUAUGACAUAGAAGGAUUUACAGGCUUUGAAACAGCCAACAGGUCCUCUUAGCUUUCUGAGUGUCAGUCACAAAGCUAUUUGCCAGGCUGCAAAAGAUGUCAAUAGAACAUGGCAGUGGGUUGUUACUGCCGUUCAUUCUUGUAGCAACCUGGACUGCCAUCUUGGCAGACCUGAACUUUGCUAGGCCUGGUUUUCACAAAGGAGGAGGCCAUGUAAGAGAAUGGGAUAGUGAUUUAGUCUUAAGGUGACUAAGAUUCACCUCAGUAGAGCCAAUCCUUUGGAAAGGGGUGGGAGAUUAUAUUAGCAGGCUGCUCAUUGUACCAGAGGAUACAUAUAGGUAGAAUUUAAUGUCAAUAGACACUGAACAUUGAUAUAGCCACCCCCAAACUUCGGUGUUCAUAGUAGAUUUUAAUUAGCUGUGAGAUUUCUGCACAAAGUGAAUAUUUAGCUAAUGGAAAUGACGAUUUCACUUCAAAAGUGGCUUUGCUCCAGAUUUCUUCUUACCAGCAUUCAGAUCUGAGAAAAUUUGUUUUUCAUUUGUGGCAAUAAUGUCAGCUCCAUUUUUAAAAUCUCCAAUAACCAGGUAAGAAAAGAAAAAAAAAGUGAAGAAACAACAGACUAGUUGAUUUUGCAAGUGGAUUUUAGGACCGGUCCAAAUUUUGCCUUCAGUUCCAUGUCUGUGCCUUUCAUUUGUCCCCUUGGACAAAUGGGGCAGGAUUCCUUGGGAGAGCCAGAGUUCUGGCUCCACACAACUGUAAAACAGCACCAAUCCAGAUUCUGGUCACUUGCUUCCCACCCUCUCUUUUCCCUGUGUUGUGUUUGAGUUUUAGCCUAGGGUCCUGAGAUAACCUCCAUUCUUGUCACUGUUUCUCACUGUGUAGAAUGCCUUUGUAGAAUGUCUCCUCUGUACAUAUUUAUUUAUUUGUGUUCAUGUCAAAUGGUUUCGUACCUUAGCUUUCUUUCACCCAGCUUUAUUAUUUUAAUUAACUGCCCAUUAGAGAGUCUGUAUUUUUUUCUAGGAAAAAAAAACUGUGAAACAGUUUUCUGUAGCGAUAUCAUUGAAUAUGACAGACAGAGCAACUGUGAGGGCGAACUAGAAUCAGUAGUGAGAAACUGCUAAAGCUAAUUUGCCAUUUUACUGAAAUGGAAAAUGAUUUUUUUCAAAUAAAUACUUAUAUUGUUCAUGUUCCAAA